CUAUCUCCAGCCAAGGAACGCAUUUUUAAUGUCUGCAUACUUGUGUAGCGCUUGUAUUUACGUAGCUGUGCUGGUCUCUCAUGCAGGGGAAGCAGAGCUGUCCCAUAAAUAGAGGGCUGGGUUAUGCAUCCUGCUCCUUCUGCCUGAGGUGGAUCUGCCCUGGAUGAGGAGCUGUGGGAUGGGGACAUAGGCCUGGGGUUCCCAUGUCUGCCCAGGCUCCUGUCUGGAGGGUCAGGGACUCUGGGGGUAGAACAGGAGUGAGCCCAUGGCCUCUUGACUCCCUCUCUCUUCCAAGAACACCUGAUCCCAGGAUAUUAGGAAGACAAAGUAGUUGAAGAGGUAUUUUGAAGAUUAUUAUUGGAUGAUGGGACAUCUCCUUUGCAUAGCCUUGUAAUGUCCAGCAAUAAAUUCAUCUGGUGGUGUGAUAGCUCCCUCAUUCAUUACAAGUCUAUGUCAGUAAAAUGCUCCCGCCUUGAGCUCAUCCAUGUAUUGUUACACCACCUGGAUUCAGGGGCUACAUUAUAGAGGAAUGUGGGCCACUAAACGCAUGUGUAGCACCCAAAAGCAAUGGCCUCAAUUGAAAGAAGAUGGACUGCAUGGUUGCGUAUUUUUAAAAAUUCAGCAGUUUUGGACUGGUGUUCUGGAUUACUGCAAUCUAAGAUCCACACAUGUUAAAUCCACACACAAUGUACAGAAUGAAUGGCUGAUAAAGGACAUGGCAAUGGCUGUUAGUGCUGAGGAAGUUAAAACAGCCUAUGGGAAAGGGCCCAAAGUAAUAUACGAUGAAAGACAGUUCAUGAUGGAAGCAAAAAUGAAACAUCUCAACCUGUCAUUUGCAGCUUGUGGAUUUCUGGGUAUAUACCACUUGGGGGCAGCAUCUGCUCUUUAUAGGCAUGGUAAAAAGUUACUGAAGGUUGUGAAGGCUUUUGCAGGAGCUUCUGCAGGAUCACUGGUUGCCACAGUUCUGUUAACAAUGCCAGAAAAUAUAGAGGAAUGUGAAGAGUUUACCUAUAAGUUUGCAGAUGAAAUUAGAAAACUGUACUUUGGUGCAGCAACACCAGGUUAUGAUUUCAUGACAAAACUUAGGGCAGGUAUAGAGUCUUUUCUACCGUCUAAUGCUCAUGAGAUAGCAGAGAAUCGUCUCUAUGUAUCAAUCACCAACACUAAAAAUGGAAAAAAUCAUUUGGUUUCAAAUUUUGGCUCCAGGGAAGACCUCAUUAAGGUUCUUCUAGCCAGCAGUUUUGUGCCAGUGUAUGCAGGAAUUAAACCAGUGGAAUAUAAAGGAGAGAAAUGGAUUGAUGGUGGCUUGACCAAUGGCCUGCCUAUUCUACCUGUGGGACGAACACUCACUGUGUCUCCUUUUAGUGGGCGAUUAGAUAUCUGUCCACAAGACAUAGGACAUGUUGAUCUCUAUAUUAAAGUUGCAAAGCAAGACCUAAUGUUGUCGGUGGCCAACCUGGUAAGACUUAAUCAAGCUUUAUUCCCACCAAGCCAGAAGAAGAUGGAAUCACUUUACCAAAAUGGAUUUGAUGAUGCAGUACAUUUUCUAUUAAAGGAAAACUGGUUUGAAUAGAUUAUGUGCUUGGAAAAUUACCAAUGUCUCUUGGUUGUCAAAACUAAGUAUACGUGUUAUGCAGAAUCCAAAAGAUUGCUGCCAUGAUUUUUGUUUAUUAAAAUACAAAUGUCUUAGGUAUUGCAUCUGUCAAGAAAAUAUAUAGGUGCUUUGCCUGAAAUUUGUCAGCAUGUCAAAAUGCAUAACUAUACUUACAUAGUAAAAAGAUCUGCUCUUUCAAAUAUGUGUAAUAGUAAAAUCUAUUAAAAUUAAAAGGUUUUAUUUUAGGAUGCAUGGUUCAGACUAGUGUAUUGCUUUGUGACAUACUGAAAAUGAGAUUGCUGAUAUUAAUCAUAUAGGAGGUACUCAUUCAUUUUGUGUCCUGAUAUGUGUGCUGUAUUUAGUUCUCUUAAGCUUUGAAUACUUGUGUACCUUCCUUGUUAAUUCUAUUUUGUGCACAGCAAUUGUAACUCUUGAAGCGUGAACUCUUGAUUACAAAGAGACUAUAUUUCUUUAAUUAUAAUACAUAUAGUUUUUUCACUAUAGAACUUCUUGUCCUUAAAAUUGGUUUCAGAACUUUAAAAUCCUGAAAAUACUCCAUCUCUUUCAAUAUUUAAAAACUUUUACAAAAUGUGUAAAAUAUGUUAGAAGAUUGAGACAGAUAUAAUUAAUUUUAUUUGUGCACUGGUUCUUUGUCUACUAAAUUUUAAUAAACUAAUUUAUUUUUGGAACUUUAGUUAUUUGUAAAUUUCUCAAUACUGUGGUGUAAUGUUUUAUUGAUCCAUUUUGGACAAAUGAUUAAUAUUUUUGAAAAAAGUUUACAUAAAUUCCUAGUUUCCACCUCACUAAGGGCAUGAUCCUGCACCAUUAAAGCUAAUAGAAGUUUUUUCCCUUAAAUUAACUGGGUGCAAGAUGAAGUCCCAAGGGCAUAAGUUACAAAAGGGUCUCUAAUAACUUUCCAGUGAAUAAUUUAUAGAAAUUAAGAGACAACAUUUUGGAGAUCUAAUCUGACAUGUUCCGCUGAGAUCUCAAAUAUCCACAUUUUAAAAAUACUAUUUGACAUGAGGCUAAUUGAAGAAAUUUUGAACUGAUUUCAGUAAAAGAUCUUUGAAAAGCUCUUACAGUGGGGUUUUUUUUUUCUGUAAGAACGUUUUUCCAUUGGAGUUAAUGGAAAUUCAGAUAACUCAAUAACUAACCAUUUCAGAUUCUGAAGGCUUUUCUAUUGAUUUAAUUGUGUGGGUCAAGCUGUUAGAUCCUUAUAUAUUAAAAAAUGGUUGUGAGGAUUUUUUUUAUAUUUGUUGGCAUUUUCAGUAGCAUUUCUUGUUCAAAAAAUAUGCCUUGGGUCACAUGCAGUGAUUAGUCUAUUUGCACGGUAAAAAGUAAACUGUGUAUAAAUUAUAUAAUAUUCAAAUAAACAGUGACAAGUACCCUGCAGUCUUUG
Pelodiscus sinensis (Chinese soft-shelled turtle) is the source of this 2993-nucleotide messenger RNA. The record is from RefSeq and is a predicted model, not a curated record. Lineage: Eukaryota; Metazoa; Chordata; Testudines; Trionychidae.